AAAUCAAAUGCACGCCAAUUUCAGUAGUUUCACAACCACCAUAAAGACAUUUACCAUGUGUAAAUUCGAAAACCAAAUUUUGUGCUUUUUCCUGGUGAUAUGUUGUCUCCACCAAUGUCUUACUCAUGGUUCGACUUUCCAAAACGCCACACUCUUUUGCAAAACCUUCCCCAGCGCCAGACAAAGCUUAUCAAUAAACUACGACGAACUCUCCAAAAAUGCCAACAACUCGUGCCACAACAAUGCCUACAAAGUCGCCUACGUCACAGGAACGGUUCGAACGAUCUACAAAAACACUGUCACCGAUUUGCAAAACCUCAACGGACUCAACUUCACCCAAGUCGGAUUAGAAGAAAUACAAAUCGGUGCGUUUACAAACUUUCCAAAGUUAGAGACACUGACACUAAACAGCAACAAUAUCAAAGAAAUUAGAAGUGGCGUUUUCCAAAACCUUCCCCUGGUCAACUUACUUCUAAAUAACAACUCGAUUUCGAGUUUGGAAGAGCGAGCUUUUCACAAUUUAGCGUCCCUGCGGAUGCUGUCUCUGGAGAAAAAUAGUUUGAAGAAAAUCCAGAAACGAGUCUUCGAUAAUAUUGCUCUUUGGGUUUUGAACCUCCGACACAACGAAAUUGACGAAAUAGAAGCUGGCGCUUUUGAUGCCGUUCAUCCAGAGUCGCACAAGUGGAAUAUUCUGAUUUAUCUUUCUGACAAUAACUUGAAAGAAAUUAAUCCAGAAGUUUUCAAUAUAGAGCAUCUGGUCACUUUAAAUUUGGACAAAAAUUCUAUUUCAAAAAUUCGUCCAGGCGACUUGGCGAAUCUACCCAACCUACGUGAUCUACACCUAUCUAGAAACAGGCUAAAACUUAUUUCAAACGAUGUAUUCAAAGGGUCAACGAUUGAAAAUCUGGACAUCAGUUAUAACCAGAUUUCUGAGAUUGAAAGUCAAGCUUUUGACGACAUGGAAUAUUUACUCAAACUGAACAUGGGUAACAAUAAAUUGAAGAUUUGGGACGGUAACUGGUUCAGUGGGUCGUGGUCUUCUGGGUUUCACACGUUCAGAAAACUUUACGCUGGGUAUAACAACAUUGAGGAAAUUCCAGGAAACGCCUUCCAGAAUUUUGGGGGCAACUAUUUUAUGGUCGAUUUGAAGUGGAACAAAAUUAGAGGGAUUGCUGAUGGGGCUUUCAAUGGAGUUACAGGUCUACAUCUUCUGGAUCUAUCUCAUAAUGAAAUAAGUGAAUGGGAUGAGAAUUUGUUGCGACAGGUGAAGGUGAUAGGGACUGUGAAUCUGAGUGGGAAUAAGUUUAAGUGUGCGGAUAUUUCUGCGGAUUAUGUAGUCGUUCCUAGAGCUAGACGAGUUAUAUUACAAGACUGUGUACAAUUUGAUGAAAAUGACAAAUUUUUGGUUGUUUCCCCCAUGAUGAUCGUGCACUUUAAUUUGACCUCCGGGAACAAAAAAUCUCCCUUGUACAUCCAGAACUUUGUUGCUGCUAGGAUUUCUGACGGUCUGUUCCUCAGAAUUAUAUUGCCACAGCUGACUCGGAGCUCCACUUUUUGCCUCAGUUACAAGAUGAAACUCAUUUUGGGCCCCCUGUGCAUGAAGAUAUCUCCUAGAAGCAGAACUGUGUUUUCUAAUAAAUCAAGCACGUGUCUGUACUUACCCUGUACCAACGUUCUGCAGAAAAAACUAGCCUGGGAUGGGCACUCAAAUUCCCAUUGUUGCAGCGGACUUCCUGUAAAUUCUCGGAGUUUGACUUCAGGUUCGCUUGCGUCUAGGACGAGAGACGAAGCCGAAUUUACGAUGAUGACGGAAUACGGGUGGUCUGGACAGUGGCGGAGUAUGCGUGAUCAAGUACGACACGUUAACGAAUUCAGAAAAACAAUACACUUGAUAGGGAGUCAUAUCAGAGUCCAAAAUAAAAUAAAUAUUCUUAUGUUUGACAACAUUAUCAAAGGUUAUCGCAUUUCCACGAAUCUCUUUAUAUGCAAACAACACACCAUGCGUAAAUUCAAAAAUCUAAUUUUUUCCUUUUUCCUGGUGAUAUGUUGUGUCCACCAGUGUCUUACUCAUGAUUCAACUUUCCAAAAUGCCACAGUGUAUUGCAACAGCUGCAAAUACGUCUACGUCACAGGAAUAGUUCGCACAAUCUACGAAAACGCUUAUAUCGAUGGCCAACAAAACCCCAACAGACUCAACUUCACGCAAGUCGGAUUAGAGGAAAUACAAUUUGGUGCGUUUACAAAUUUUUCAAACUUAGAAACACUGAUCCUAAACAGCAACAAUGUCAAAGAAAUUAGAAGUGGCGUUUUCCGAAACCUUCCCUUGGUCAACUUGUUUUUAUAUAACAACCAAAUUUCGACUGUACACGAGCGGGCUUUUUGCAAUUUGACGUCUCUGAGAGUACUGUCCUUGGGGAAAAAUAUCUUAACGAAAAUCCCGAAGGGAAUUUUCGAAAAUGUCGCACUUUGGGAGUUGCACUUGGGACAAAACAGGAUCGAGGAAAUAGACGUCGGAGCGUUUGCAAAUCUUCCAAAUUUGAAAGUACUAAAUAUAAACGACAACAACCUUAAAGUAAUUAAAAGUGGUAUUUUCAACAACCUUCCAGUGGAGAAAUUGUUUUUAAAUAAUAACACAAUUUCGACUCUGGAGGAGCGAGCUUUUUACAAUUUGACGUCGCUGCAAAUGUUGUCUCUGGAGAACAAUAAAUUGAAGAAAAUCCAGACGGGAGUGUUUGAAAAUGUCGCAGUUUUGGAGUUGCAGUUGGGACACAACAGCAUUGAGGAAAUAGAAGACGGGACAAACCUUACAAAUUUGAAAGUACUAACCCUAAACAACAACAAUCUUAAAGAAAUUGAAAGUCGAAUUUUUGGAAACCUUCCAGUGUUUAGCUUGUUUUUAAAUAACAACUCGAUUUCGACUCUUGAGGGAGCUUCUCACAAUUUAAAGUUCCUGCAGACGCUGUCUCUGGAGAGCAAUAAUUUGAAGACAAUCCCGAAGGGAAUUUUCGAAAAUGUCACACUUCGGAAGUUGUACUUAGGACAGAACAGGAUUGAGGAAAUUAAUCCAGAAGAUUUCAGUUCAGCGCAUCUGGUCACUUUAAAUUUGGACAAUGAUUUUAUUUCGAAAAUUCGUCCAGGCGAUCUGGCAAAUCUACCCAACCUACGUGAUUUGCACCUAUCUGGAAACAGGCUAAAGUUUAUUCCAAACGGUGUAUUCAACGGGUCAGCGAUUGAAAAUCUGGACAUCAGUCAUAACCAGAUUUCUGGGAUUGAAAGUCAAGCUUUUGACGGCAUGGAACGUUUACUCAAAAUGAAGAUGGGUUACAAUAAAUUGAAGAUUUGGGACGGCAACUGGUUCAGAGGUUCGUGGUCCUCUGAUUGGACUCCGACGUUCAGAGAAAUUUACGCCGAGUAUAACGACUUUGAGGAAAUUCCGGGAAACGCGUUCCAGAAUUUUGAAAAUAACACUUUUAUUAUUGAUUUGAAGUGGAACAAAAUUAAGAAGAUUCAUGAUGGGGCUUUCAAUGGAAUUACAUAUCUACAAAAUCUAGACCUAUCUCAUAAUGAAAUAAGUGAAUGGGGUGAUCUGUUGGACCACAUGAAAAUUGUAGGAACUGUAAAUGUGGAUGAUAAUAAGUUUGAUUGUAUUAAGUUUCGUUACAUAAUCGUUCCUCACUUAAAACUGGUACCAAUACACCCAUGUGUAGAUAUGGGGCGUUGUGGCAACAAUUACUGAAACCCAGAUGUCAAAAGCUUUAUGAUAAUUUGUAAUUUGUGUAAAAUUAAUUUUUCAGAAGUCGUUAGGUUUUUGGAUAAGUAUUGUCCUUUAUAAGGUCAACAUGAAGACAGAUGAGAAAAGUGUAGGUUUGAAUCCCAAAAAAGUGGUUCUUAAGUUUAAGUUAGU
Messenger RNA from Zophobas morio, 3904 nucleotides. RefSeq lists its product as uncharacterized. Bases 8 to 3736 code for a protein of 1242 amino acids. Lineage: Eukaryota; Metazoa; Arthropoda; Insecta; Coleoptera; Tenebrionidae. The record is from RefSeq and is a predicted model, not a curated record. Gene Ontology annotation, molecular function: protein binding. The transcript has 5 exons.